Messenger RNA from Chaetomium strumarium, 2205 nucleotides. RefSeq names its product membrane protein-like protein. The record is from RefSeq and is a predicted model, not a curated record. The transcript is spliced from 5 exons. Gene Ontology annotation, cellular component: Golgi apparatus; membrane. Bases 326 to 1975 code for a protein of 549 amino acids. Lineage: Eukaryota; Fungi; Ascomycota; Sordariomycetes; Sordariales; Chaetomiaceae. Gene Ontology annotation, biological process: retrograde transport, endosome to Golgi.
GACGUUACGGUUGGAGUCGCAACCUCAAGCUUGCGCAACAUCCCGCAGAGGCCGACAGCUAGAUCCUGGUGUUAACAAGAGGAGCUUUCGACUCGAGUUGCCAUAUCAUCUCAACCUCAGUCUGUGCAGCUGGGCACGCACCCGUCCGUAAUAUCGCAACGGCCCGAAACAUCCAUGACGGAUCCCGCCGGUUUUGCUCUUUAAGGCCCCAAGGCGCAAGCUGUUGCUUCUCGGACAAGGUCGCCCUAGCACCCCCUGACAGAACGGGAAUCCGGAACAUCAACACCACAGCCCGAGGCCUCCGGACCUCAGCACGCAACCGACCAUGAGGCGCUGGGCGUACGCUUUUCUAUUACUGGCGUUGUCCGUAUGGACAACAGCCGCGCUGGAAGUGAAAUUGGGCCCGUCAGACAACCAACGAUGCGCCGGCAUGUAUAGCAAGAAGUCGUGGGGCGGCCCGGUCGACCCGUACAUUCGUGUCAAGUUUACCGACGUUGGCAAGGACCAGGGCGACGACCCUAUCGUCAGCUUGCUUAUCUUCGACUGGAUGGACCAGGACUAUAUCGGGAUAGACACGCCGGAUGACCCGCAGAAGAUCGGCAUCUGCGAGCCGCAGUACGUCGAGGCCGGGUUCUGCAACCAGACCGACAUUGGCAAGUUCAUCCUCUCGCCCAACGCCACCGAGAAGUCGGUCAACUAUAUCUUGACCAAGGCGAUGCACCUGAAAGACUCGGCGCCGAUCAAGUAUCCCAUCACCAAGACGGGCUACUUCUGCGUGGUGACCGAGAACUUCCCGCUGGGUUCAGACGGCGCCUAUGAGGCCAUCGUCGAAUUCCGUAACGCCUAUGGCGAGCUCCCCGCCACCCAGAUCCCGAAGCUGCCGUUCUAUGGAGGGAUAACGAUCGCCUAUGCCGUGGUCCUGGUCUUCUGGGGGUUCCUCUACUUCCAGCACCGGACGGACAUUUUGGCCGUGCAGAACUAUAUAACGGCGAUUCUCAUCUUCCUUGUCAUCGAGAUGCUGAUGACUUGGGGCUUUUACGACUACCUCAACAGGAACGGCUCGAACGUCGGCUCCCAGGUCUUGCUGGUGGUGGUCGCCGUCCUCAACGCGGCCCGCAACUCGUUCUCCUUCUUCCUCCUCCUCAUCGUCUGCAUGGGCUAUGGCGUGGUCAAGCCCACGCUGGGCCGCACCAUGAUCUACGUGCGGUGGCUCGCCAUUGCCCACUUCGUCUUUGGCAUCGUCUACGCCAUCACCAGCUUGGUUGUCAACCCGGAUAGCGCCGGCCCCUUCGUACUGCUCAUUGUGCUCCCCUUGGCCGGCACGCUCACCGCCUUCUACGUCUGGACGCUGAACUCGCUCAACGCCACGCUCAAGGACCUGCGCGAGCGCAAGCAGCACGUCAAGGAAUUCAUGUACCGCAAGCUGUGGUGGUGCAUCCUGCUCUCCAUCCUCGUCAUCUUCGGCUUCUUCUUCUUCAACUCGUUCUCCUUCGCGUCCGCCCGCGACCCGGACUACGUCCCUUUCCACUGGAAGACGCGCUGGUUCGUGCUCGACGGCUGGCUCAACAUUGUGUACUUUGCAGACGUGGCCUUCAUCGCCUACGUCUGGCGGCCGACGGCGAACAACCGGCGCUUCGCCAUGAGCGACGAGAUCGCGCAGGAGGACGACGGGACCUUUGAGAUUGCCAAUCUGGAUAUUGGGAACCCGGAUGAGUCGGAUGAUGAGGAGGCGCGGGUGGAGAGUGCGAAGCAACCGCAGAAUGGUGGUACUACGGCGCCCGCGGCUGGCGGCCAGUCUGCUUCUGGAAGCAGGCAACAACCGCAGCAGCAGCGGUCUCAACCGGCCGCGGCCGCGAGCAAAUCACCAAGGGAGUCGCUUGAUGGCGAGACAAUCUUUGCCGUGGGCGAGGACGGGGAUAAAUUCUCGGACGACGAGAGCGGGGAAGAAUCCGGCCUCGUGCGGGCAAGGAAGUAGAGGAGUCGGGCUUUUCUAGACAGUCGCGGAGAGGGAGGCUUUCAGUUAGUACCGAGAGUUCAAAACGGGUGGACAAUUGAUGGGAUAGCCGAAGUUUGAAAUUCCAUUGUAAUGUACUAUAGUGACGGGUGGCGUUGGCGGAGGGCAUUUUUGGUAUUCACUAUUUGCAUCAUGUUAUCUCAGGGAUACUGUGGUAAUAUAAACAGACUGUGGUGACGGUCAUGACGGCC